UAAUAGAGACAGACAUGGGCUGCGGAUAGUAUCAUAACAGGACGGUAUAUUUAAGAGAAAACCGCGUGUGAUAUAUAUUUUUUGAUACGUCUGAUAUAUUUAAACGGAGCGGAAAGAAACUUCGCGCGUCUGCUUAAACAUAUGCACGCCUAUCAGCAACAUACUUUCACUAGAUUUUCGAAUUAGAUUGGCCGCUCGAUCGGGUUCGUGAUACUGUGACCAUAUUUUUUGCUAAAAUGUCAGAGAACGGGAUAUCAAUGUCUGAAUUGAAUAGAGACAAUUCAACGGUCAUUCCAAUAACAAAGGAAGCAACGAACGACACAAACAGAAAUCCUGAGAUUACUUAUGGUAUUGAUGACGCUCCGCCAUGGUAUUUGUGUUUAUUCAUGGCAUUACAGCAUUAUUUAACCAUGAUUGGCGCCAUCGUUUCUAUUCCUUUCAUUCUGACGCCAGCCCUCUGUAUGGCCGAAGAUGACCCCGCAAGGAGUCAUAUUAUUUCUACCAUGAUUUUUGUUACUGGUUUAGUGACGUUUAUUCAAACUACUAUAGGAUGUAGGUUGCCAUUAGUGCAGGGUGGUACCAUAUCAUUUUUGGUGCCAACUUUAGCGAUAUUGAAUCUGCCGCAGUGGCAGUGUCCUGCACCUGAAGUUCUCGAGCAAAUGUCUCACGAAAACCGCACCGAGCUUUGGCAAAUCCGAAUGAGAGAACUGUCAGGUGCCAUUGCUGUUUCCGCCUUGUUCCAAGUGAUCAUUGGAUUUGGAGGCAUCAUCGGAUAUUUGUUGAAAUUUAUAACUCCAUUGACAAUUGUGCCGACGGUUUCGCUAGUUGGACUAUCUCUCUUCGAAAACGCAGCGGAUGCCGCGUCUCAGCAUUGGGGUAUCGCAGCUGGAACAAUAAUACUACUGACGACAUGUUCUCAAAUAAUGGUCAACAUUCCAUUUCCGUUUAUAAUAUAUCGCAAGGGCCAUGGACUCCACGUUAUUUGGUUCGAAUUGUUCAAACUCUUUCCAGUUUUGCUGACGAUAGUUGUCAUGUGGAUAAUCUGCACCAUACUAACAGUGACCGAUACGCUACCGUUUGGUCAUCCCGCCAGAUCAGAUAGCAAAUUGAGAAUUAUAAGCGACUCACCCUGGUUUCGGGUACCGUAUCCUGGACAGUGGGGCGUACCCACCGUAACAUUGUCAGGAGUACUUGGUAUGCUAGCAGGAGUAUUAGCGUGCACUGUCGAGUCCAUCAGUUACUAUCCGACCACCGCGAGAAUGUGUGGAGCUCCGCCGCCGCCGGUUCAUGCGAUCAACCGUGGUAUCGGUAUAGAAGGUCUGGGUACGAUACUGGCCGGACUUUGGGGUAGCGGCAAUGGCACAAAUACAUUCGGCGAGAAUGUCGGCACGAUAGGGGUCACUAAAGUCGGCAGCCGCAGAGUCAUACAAUGGGCGUGUUUCCUGAUGCUCCUGCAAGGUGUAAUCAGUAAAUUUGGUGCGGUAUUCAUCAUAAUUCCCGAGCCGAUAGUUGGUGGAAUAUUCUGCGUAAUGUUUGGAAUGAUUUGUGCUUUCGGUUUGUCAGCAUUACAAUACGUUAAUCUCAAUUCCUCGAGAAACUUAUUCAUUUUGGGCUUGUCCAUGUUUUUCCCUUUGGUCCUGUCGAAGUGGCUGAUUAAAUAUCCGGACACAAUACAAACAGGAAAUGCCAUCGUGGACAGCGUAUUCACCGUAUUACUCAGCACCACUAUUCUAGUAGGUGGUGCGUUAGGCUGUUUAUUGGAUAAUAUUAUCCCAGGUAAUGCAAAAGAUCGCGGAUUGGAGGCUUGGGCAAAAGAAAUGGAAUUGACUGAUGGCGCGAUUGACAAAAAAAUUAACGAAGCGUCUGAUGCUGAGUACGUCCAGAAUACCUUUGACUUUCCGUUCGGAAUGAGUCUGCUGAGAAGAUGGAAAUGGACGUCAUAUGUGCCGUUUUUACCUACUUACCAAAAAUUAUAAAUGCGUUAAAAUUAAUGACACAACUACCUCAUGUGCAUACACUUGGUCUGUCGUAAGAUAUGAUCUUUAAAUUGAAAAAUGUAAAAAAUGAACAAAUGUGACACCACAAUGUUAUACAAAAUUUUAUAACACAUAAUUACUGUUCCUAAUCUUAAUUUCAGUUAUAUAUUAUAUUUGCUUUGUGUCAUUAUGAAUAAUAACAAUUUCUUGCA
Messenger RNA from Trachymyrmex septentrionalis, 2188 nucleotides. RefSeq names its product solute carrier family 23 member 1. The transcript has 13 exons. Lineage: Eukaryota; Metazoa; Arthropoda; Insecta; Hymenoptera; Formicidae. Gene Ontology annotation, biological process: transmembrane transport. The coding region runs from base 237 to 1976 and encodes 579 amino acids. Gene Ontology annotation, molecular function: transmembrane transporter activity. Gene Ontology annotation, cellular component: membrane. The record is from RefSeq and is a predicted model, not a curated record.